Molecule: messenger RNA, 1284 nt
Organism: Mycena citricolor
Lineage: Eukaryota; Fungi; Basidiomycota; Agaricomycetes; Agaricales; Mycenaceae
Source: the annotation of a GenBank genome assembly
GUAGAUCUCUUGUCCAACCGGUUAUUGUUUGGCCUAUCUCACAAUGCCCAACGUAGACACAGACGCGGACCUCGACGAGCUUGACGAAGUUCUCGAUCAAUUUGCGGCCCCACAACCGACGUCUCCUGUUACGUCCCCACCUCCUCCGCCACCGACCGCCACACAAUCAUCAUUCGCAUCCGGGGGACCUCCCGUGCUCCCAAACCCAUUAUCUGCUUCCUCCCUUCCGCCUUCAAGCAGGCCGCGGACCAACACUCGUGUUGGUGAAUCUCCCCUCCCCGCGCCUGGUAACGGACCCCCUCUGUCCCAGCUAUCCGAAGCGGCCGAGGACGACAUCGAUGCUGAUGCGCUUGCCUCCGAUUUCGCUGCGGAGCUUGCCAAGGGGAUGGAAUCCCUCAUGCGUGAGAUGGCCACAGAAAACGCGUCCAAGGCUGCCGCUAAAUCACCAGACGCGCCGACAUCUGAGCCCGAAUUCGAUGAAACGGCUCUACGGGCUGCUUGGGAAGCUCUGCUUGUAGAAGGGAUGAAUAACGCGGGAGCUCCAGGCUCUGAUCCCUCUCCCGUUCCCGGGUCUUCCACCUCCUCUGCUGCUCCUCAGUCCUCGGAUUUCCAGUCUGCCAUCCGCGCCGCGAUGGGCAAAGUCCGAGAGGGAGAGGCGACCAUGGGCGACCAAAGUGCCGCAGACCCAUCGGCAGACUCACUUGAAGCCAUGUUAUCACAGCUCGGCCUUGGGGGUGGGGGAGAAGGGGAUCUUGAUGAGAAUGCGUUGGCUGGCAUCCUGGAAAACAUGAUGGGAGAAUUGAUGAGCAAGGACGUGCUAUACGAACCUCUGAAGGAGCUGGGCGAGAAAUUCCCACCAUAUCUCGCCGCACACUCACCGUCGAGUCCUGCUGCUGACGCCGAGCCUCUUUCGCAGGAGGAGUUCGACCGUUACACUGCACAAAUUGGGUCGAUCAAGACCCUUCUGAAACUUUUCGAAGCACCCGACUACGUGGAUAACGAAAAGUCGCGUGAAAAGAUUGUAGCUUUAGUUGCGGAGAUGCAAUCUCAUGGAUCGCCACCUUCCGAACUUAUGGGCCCACUUCCGCCAGGGCUGGGCGCACUGGGUGGUAUGGGCAAUCUAUUUGGCGGAGAAGGAGACGGCGAGGGGUGCUUGAUUGCGUAACGCUCAAUCUGCCAAAAUAUGUAAUUUUAGGUCACUUGUGUACUGCUCUCUGUGAGAUGCCAGCCAAUGCUUUCUUCGCGGAACUACAUUGGCAAUCAACGGUUCCAGAAAUGAUAUUG